GUUGAAACUUGACGCCAUCUUUGCCUCCUCCCUUUCUCUCACAUCCUGUGUCCAUCAGUGACUCCCAUGGACUCAACCUCCCCACCUUGGUUCCCCCUUCUGGGAAGAUGAAUGCAGGAGUGAGUCAAAUUCCUAGAGACAGGAAGUAGAAUGGUGGGUGCCAGGCUCUGGGGGAGGGGAUGGGGAGUCAAUUUGCUGAGGACACAGAUUCUCUGGGGAAAUGAAAAAUUGUGGAGAUGGGUGGUGGUGAUGCUGCACAACCAUGUGAAUAUCCCUAAUGCCACUGAAUUGCACUAAAAGUGGUUAAAAUGGUAUAUUUUAUGUCAUGUUUAUUUUACCACAAUAAAAAGAAGUUAUAAGGAAAGGUCCUUCUGGUUGUCUUAUGGAGACUGGACCACAAGGGGGCGGACAACAGGGAGACAGCCAUGUGACUCAAGAGUCCAGGUGAGGGGCAGUGUGGACCAGGGUUAGCAGGGCACGGGGAGGAGAGACGGAGUCUGGUGGCUCUGAGCGUGGGCAGGACAGCAUUUCUAGAAGGACUGUAGUAGGUUUGGUCUAAGAUGCAAGGAUGCACUGCCCUCACCUGGGAUGGGGAAGGCUGUGGAGAGAGCUGGUGAGCAGAAGGAGGGUGAAAGCAGAUGGGUUUCCGGCCAGCUCACGUUGAGAAGUCUCUUCUCCAGGUGGAGACGUCCAGGGGGCAGCUGGACGUGGGAACCACAUGGCUGGUUUUGCAGCCACGACUGGAUUCAGUCACAAAGGACAGGGUGUAGGUGAAGAAAAGGCCCAAGGACACGGCCUUGGGGUGAGGAUAUGAAGAGAUGGGGGGCAAAGGACUGCCCAGCAGCCCCCGGAGGAGGGAGGCAAAGAUGGAGCGCAGAGGGGAGGGGACCACGGGCCGCUGAUGGCCACCUGAAGAAAUCACAGGAAGGGAAAGGCCCAGUGGAGGAGAUUCCGGUGCCCUUGGAGAGGCGAAGGAGGAGGCCGGCUGGGGCGACGGGACACCAGCGCUGGGGCGCCGGCGGUGGAGCAGGAGCACGUGCCACCCCCGCACUCAGGACCCCGCAGCCCCGAGGGCCGCUCGAGGCUCCGCCCCCGACAUCCUGCGGCCCCUUAGGGGCCGCGCGGUCCCCUGGGUAGGGGCGCACGGUCACGGUGAGGAUGCGGCCAGGGUGUCGACGUGUGUGCCCGGCACGGAUAGUUAGGCUGGACCAUGGGGUGAAAUGAGCCUGAAGGAGAGGAUCCCAGGGUGCGGGGAGAGCUGGAGAAGGUGCGCGAGGACGGACCCAGGGUGCCGAAAGGGCGCGAGCCAGGUGCUACGCGGACACUGGGGCCGCAGCGGACCAGCGACCCCUCCCUGUUAAACAGGACGCGCUUGACGAGUCUGCCGCGGUGCCAGGAAAAGCGCGGUUCCGCAGCACCGCCGCCCGAGGUCUAGCCCGAGCCUUGCUUCUGGGGUAGGCUAGCUCCCUAGAGGAAAACCUGUGCCGAAUGGCGUCCUCGAGGAGCGCGUCCCACCCGGUGGCGAUGACCGCGAGACCCGGGAGAGGGACUCCGGAUGGAGGAGGAAGGCUGCCCGCAGUCUCCAGCCCCGGGGCUGCAGCGCGACCCUGUCCGGGAGAGCCCGAGCCUGGGCGCUCGGCCCGGGGAGGGGGAGGCAACGGCGGCCACGAGCACUGCCCUUCCCCUGGGUCAGGAAGCCCGCGUCCGGCCAGGGCCGCCGACGUCCCCAUCGCGUGCCAGGACGACAACUGACCCAAGGCCCGGGGGUGGGGGCAGAGGACCUCUAGGCUCGGCGCCGCCUACCAGGAAAGGGGCCGGCGCUGCUGCCGGGGCUGCUGGGGGGCUCCGGCGCUCACGCGGCCGGACGCGGGCCGCGCCUGUGGACGCCAUCCCACCCAGAGGGCUCGACGGGGACCCGAAAACGCGCGCGUCGGGCGCCACACGAGGCUCCUUACUUCCCACCCCCCUGUGCAUUCACGGGGGAGGAGAAGGGCACAGAGAGGCACGCGACCCCUCUGAGAUUACCCGGGGGGGGGGGCGGGGACCGGGAAGGUCGGCAGGCUUCCCCCUGGCCCUCUCGUCCGAGGCUCCGGGGCGAGGCCGGGCCGCAGUGAGGACCGGAGAGGGUGGAUGUCCCACCGGCCUACGGGCCUGGGUCACUCCUGGCCCGAAUCUCUCCGGGGACAUCAGACGCGAGUGGACCUCACCGGCCCGGGGGAAGCAGAGGCCGAGCAUUUGCCUUCACUGUCCGCCCCCCCAGCCCCUCGCGUGCGUCGAGCCCCUCCCUCAGGAUUGGCCCCAGGGACGCCCCAGUCCGCGGACAGCCAAGCUCCAGCAGCAGAUUUCCCGCUUCCUCAGCUCUGCCCCCGCCGACGGUGGCUUUGGAGGUUCCUCCCAGACACCGCUUCCUCCAGGCAGCCCUCUUGACUCCAUCACCUGUGGACGCCUCCAUCCCCGGAGGCCGCCAGGGCUGGGCACGCGGAAUCCUGGAGCCACCUUGGUCCCUUUAAACUAGCGGCUCGCGCAGUCUCGGAGUUUC
Messenger RNA from Equus caballus (horse), 2539 nucleotides. Lineage: Eukaryota; Metazoa; Chordata; Mammalia; Perissodactyla; Equidae. The record is from RefSeq and is a predicted model, not a curated record.